Molecule: messenger RNA, 1797 nt
Organism: Daldinia caldariorum
Lineage: Eukaryota; Fungi; Ascomycota; Sordariomycetes; Xylariales; Hypoxylaceae
Product: glycoside hydrolase family 17 protein
Exons: 2
Coding region: 1-1797 (598 amino acids)
Biological process (GO): cell wall organization
Cellular component (GO): extracellular region; fungal-type cell wall; cell surface
Molecular function (GO): glucan endo-1,3-beta-D-glucosidase activity; 1,3-beta-glucanosyltransferase activity
Source: RefSeq, a predicted model, not a curated record
AUGAAGGCAACUAUUGCGGUCGCUGCUGCUGCGGCCCUGGCCGGUGUUAACGCUGUCAGCGUUCACCACCGACACGCUCGCGCUCACGAUGCCUUCAAAGCCCUUGAGAAGAAGGCUGACAAUGCCACCUGUGGAUGUACUACCAUUUACAGCACCUACUACGGUGAAGCCACUCUCUCAUUCCCUCCGGUCCCUACGACCCCUUCAACUACUGCCACGCCUGAGGCUACUCCGUCUUCUGCCUCUAUCCCUCCGGCUCCGCCUGCCCCAACUACGAGUACCUCUACCGCCGUGCUUGUCCCUACGCCAAUUCCUCAGACUUGCUCGACCACGGGUGUUUACACCUUCCCCGCCACCACCGUUACUCUGACUGACUCGACCACGGUGGUUGUUCCUACCUCGACCGCUCUGACCAGUGGUACCCACACCAUCGGUGGUGUCACUACCAUCGUAGAGACCGCCACCACUGUUACUUGCCCGUAUGCUACGGUCUCUACCAGUGAAGGUGUCGUUACCAGCGUCAUCGAGAUCACGACCUACGUCUGCCCGUCUGCUGGUACCUACACUAUCGCUCCUACGACGACAACUGUGGACAAGUCCACCAUUGUCACCAUUCCUAGCGUCACCAGCUACGCCCCUGGAACCUACACCCAGCCUGAGGUUGUCACCACUGUCACCGAGACCAACACGGUUAUCUACUGCCCGUUCGACAUUCCCACUCCCAGUGUCUCGAGCACGCCCAUUGCGGUUCCGACUACCCCUGUCGCAGUCCCAACUACCCCCGUCGCGAUCCCGACUUCGCCUGUCGUGAUCCCGACUUCGCCUGUUGUCUCGGUCUCAGUCUCUAUCCCCGUUGCCGUACCUAACACCCCUACCUCCAAGCCUGAGGAUUCUAAGCCCAGCUCCUACCCGGCUUCUUCUCCAUCUUCUCCUUCUACCGCAAAGCCUAAGCCCAGCGGCUCCCUCGGUGGACCGGUUGGCCAGCCAUGGGGUAUUACGUACACUCCCUAUGGGACUGGCCCAGAGGGUGGAUGUAAGAGCGCCAGCGAGGUUGAACAGGACAUUGCUGCCAUUGCCGCUUCCGGUGUCCAGACCGUCCGUGUCUACUCUACUGACUGUGACACUCUUCCCAACGUCGGUGGCGCUUGCGCUAAGCACGGCCUGAAGAUGAUCCUCGGUAUCUUCAUUGACUCUCCUGGCUGCGAUGCUCACAACCCCACUGUUGCUGAGCAAAUUAGCGCUAUCAAGGACUGGGCUAAGUGGGAUCUCGUCGAACUCAUCACGGUUGGUAACGAGGCUGUCUUCCACGGUUACUGCCAGCCCUCGGAGCUUUCUUCCCUCAUCACCAAGUGCAAGGGCGAAUUCAGCGGCUACACCGGUCCUUACACCACCGCCGAGACCGUUAACAUCUGGCAGCAGAGCGACUUCUCUUCGGCUAUCUGCGGUGUUGUUGACGUCGCUGGUGCCAAUGCCCACGCUUUCUUCAACACUCAGACUGUUGCCUCUCAGGCUGGUGAGUUUGUUAAGGGCCAGCUUGACAUUGUCAGCAAUAUCUGCCAGAAUGUCCCCGGUAUCAUUCUUGAGACCGGUUGGCCCUCUGCUGGCCAGGCCAUGGGUCUUGCUGUUCCUGGUGUUGCCCAGCAAGCCGAGGCUAUCAAGAGCAUCGUCAAGGAGUGCGGUAACAAGGCUGUCAUGUUCAGCUACUCCAACGACGCGUGGAAGGACCCUAACACCGCCUGCCAGUGCGAGCCUCACUUCGGUAUUGCCACUGCUCUUGGCAUCAAGAUCAGCGUAUAA